Messenger RNA from Salvia hispanica, 1045 nucleotides. RefSeq names its product cyclic dof factor 1. Gene Ontology annotation, molecular function: DNA binding; DNA-binding transcription factor activity. Gene Ontology annotation, biological process: regulation of DNA-templated transcription. Lineage: Eukaryota; Viridiplantae; Streptophyta; Magnoliopsida; Lamiales; Lamiaceae. The record is from RefSeq and is a predicted model, not a curated record.
AAGAGAAAAAGGGUAAACCAAAAUAACUGAAAAUUUCCGAACAGAUAGAAGAGGAAAGACGUCUCUCUAUUAGGUAGAAAGAGAGAUCUUUAAAUUGCAGAGACAGAAACUGCUGCUGAUCAUAAAGAAUGUCAGAAGUUAUAAAAGAUUCAGCAAUCAAACUGUUCGGUAAAACCAUAUCGCCAGACACCCUCUUUCCCGAUGAUGCAUCACUUUCUCAUUCCUUCACAUCAUCCACUUCUCCUGACAGCAAGGAUGAAUCGGUAGUUGAGGACAACGGGUCAAGCGAAGAUGAAAAGAAGGAGGCGGUGGCGGGGAAGAAGCCGGAGAAGAUAAUCCCGUGCCCACGGUGCAGCAGCAUGGACACCAAAUUCUGCUACUUCAACAACUACAACGUCAACCAGCCACGUCACUUCUGCAAGAAGUGCCAGAGAUACUGGACAAGCGGCGGCACCAUGCGAAACGUCGCCGUCGGAUCCGGCCGCCGCAAAACCAAGAACUCCAUCCAUCCCAACUACCACGCCGAUGCUUUGCUCUUCGCCCCCCAUCACGGCUUCCCCCUCAGCUUCUAUCCCGCCGCAUUCUACUGCAGCUCAGGCCUCGGGAAGCACUCGCGAGACGGGGUUUUGGUGCCGAAGACGCUGAGGAUUCAUGACCCCAGCGAGGCGGCCAAGAGCUCCAUAUGGACGACUCUGGGGAUCAACAAGGACAGCGGGGGCAUGUUUGUUGGGAGGAGAGGCGUUGGAGAUGAUACUACGCUCGCAGCAGCGAAACUGCUGCGGGCGAAUCCCGCGGCUUUGUCGCGCUCGCUUAACUUCCAUGAAAGGGCCUCAACCUAAUUAAACCUUGCUUUUUGGUCUUGUUAUAUAUCUAUAUAUACAUUCUAACACUAGAUGAUAGUAUUGUCUAAUUUUGGGGAUUUUAUGAGUUUUUAUAUAUAUGGGGAUAGAAUUUGCAUAAUAUAUUUAUUCUGCUUGUACAAAUGUACAUAUCUUUCUCUAACUUUGGAAAGCAAAUAAAUCUUGGGAGUUUUGUAGAUUGAAAA